Molecule: messenger RNA, 1029 nt
Organism: Yarrowia lipolytica CLIB122
Lineage: Eukaryota; Fungi; Ascomycota; Dipodascomycetes; Dipodascales
Biological process (GO): tRNA splicing, via endonucleolytic cleavage and ligation; tRNA-type intron splice site recognition and cleavage
Cellular component (GO): tRNA-intron endonuclease complex
Molecular function (GO): tRNA-intron lyase activity; nucleic acid binding
Source: RefSeq, a predicted model, not a curated record
AUGAAAAAACAAAACUUGAACGCGUUAUACCCCCAUCCAUACCCGUAUGUGGUGGAUGUCGUGCCACCGGUGAUACACAAUCCCAUCUCGGUGUUGUAUUUUCUCUGUAGAUGGAUCUUUGCCGGCAAUACAAGCCCAGAGUAUACCGCCGAGUAUGUUGAUGGUGUAGUUCGGGCCGUUGGAGACGCUCGCGAGGGUCUGUGGAAGAUGGGCUUCUUUGGCAAGGGCAUCUUGUCUCGGUCCGAGCCCUCGUGGGACAUUCGAACCAAGAGACGUCUGGGUCUCCAUGUGGAGGAGGGGGUGUAUGCCCCUGAAGAGGUGACUCAGUUCCGACGAGAGCAGCGGCAGCAUUUCAAAGCCGAGCGAGCCAAGGCCGAGGAGGAGGAGCUCAAGAGACGCCAGGACAUUGAUCGGGGUCUGGCGGUGGCUGACAAGAAUGAAGACGACAAGCCUGUUCGUCCGGAGUUUGAUCGGGACGCGUUUCUCGCCAAGUCUUACGAAAUGGAGAAACGAACGGAAGACGACGAGGUGGUGGAUUCGCUGGGCAACCUCGUGGAUAUCGAGUUUCUACAGCUCAUGGACGUGGAGGCGCUGUUUCUUCACAUGGCGUUUGGACUCAAGGUCGGCGACAUGGAUGUGAAGGCCAUGGUUGACGAGUUCACCCGCAAGGACCCUCGGUUUCUGACCUAUUACGCCGUCUACCACCACUACCGAUCGCUAGGUUGGUGCGUUCGGUCGGGCAUCAAGUUUGGAGCCGACUUUCUGCUGUACAAGAAGGGUCCUCCGUUCACCCAUGCCGAGUUCUGCAUCAAGGUGAUGCCUAAGGACGAGCCCAUGCCCGACUUUUGGUGGCAGUCGAACCUGUGUCGAGUCAUUGGCGGAGUCAAGAAGACCACUGUCUUUUGUUUUGUGGAUGUGCCAAAGGUCGAGGGCGUUGUCGAUGAUGCCAAGCUGGUGGAGGUGUUGAAGCAGUUCAAGGUGCGAGAGGUGGUGUAUAGGCGGUGGAUUCCCUCGAGGAAUCGGGACUAG